GGCGCAGUUAACCGGCCGCGGCAACUUCGCGGUUGCUCGGAAAGCCUCGGAGAGAGCGGAGCAUGCGGCCGGCGGCGGGGACCCAAGCGGUCGCCAUGGCGUGCUGGAAGGUGCUGGUCCUCUCUGUCAUCUACUGUAGUUUCUGUGUGCGUACAGCUCAGCUUCGGAGCAGAGGUCUUUUCCCAGCAGCUCACAGAGUGAAGAGAGGCCUACCAGCGAUGGUGAACCCCAUCUUACAGAACUCCAUUGAGGACACUAACCUCCUCUUUGAGAUCUUGCUGGCAGGGACGCCGAUUGUGGAUGAGAGCGCCUCCUUCUGUGUGCAGGACGAGGAACUCGCCUCCAUGCGACAGACCCAGAAGCUCGCCGUCAUAUGCGAGGACGUCCUGCCCAGGAAGCUGACGGACAUCCGACGCUUGACCUCCGACCUGUCCGGGCUCCCGAGGCCCUUGCGCCGGGAGGAUUUUGAGCGCGUCGUGCUGACGAUGGUGUACGCGGCGCACAGGAUGGCCAACAGCACGGCCCACCAGAGAGACGCCUGGGCCGAAUCCUUCGUCGACUUGUACGAAAGCGUCAAGAAGGACCUCGCACCCGGGCCUUUGUGAACAGGGCGGCGGGCGGGGGCGUAGCUAGGAAUUCUGGGCCCCCUGGAAAAAUAUUGCUGUGCCCUGCUUCCCCUUUAAAUAAAAUAAAUCUGUGGGCCCUCUCCAGGUGCGGGCCCCUAGAAUCCAACCCGGACAGCGAGCCCACCGGAGGCGGCCUUUGGAAACAUCGAGAUUAUAAUGUGACCUAUUGAUUAUUGAAACUCUGUCGGACAGUAGGACGCCGACGCGAGUCCCUCCUCCCUGCGUGUCCCGGGAGGAGGUCCGUGUGAAAUUAUUGUGCCUCGACACCUCUUACUGCCGCUCUGCGCGGGACUCUUUUUAUGAAACCUAAUGGCUCUAGGAAAUCCUUAGGAUCUUAUGAAAUCUAGGUUAGAGCCGCUGCCUUUGAACCCAGAGGAUGCAGGUUCGAAUCUUUCCUCCAGCUCGAGUACC
Molecule: messenger RNA, 1037 nt
Organism: Scleropages formosus (Asian bonytongue)
Lineage: Eukaryota; Metazoa; Chordata; Actinopteri; Osteoglossiformes; Osteoglossidae
Gene: fam180a
Product: family with sequence similarity 180 member A
Exons: 3
Coding region: 63-605 (180 amino acids)
Source: RefSeq, a predicted model, not a curated record